UCCGUCUGCCUGUCCUGUGCUCAGUCCCUCCUCCCACUUCAGGAUCCCCCUCAGUCGGUCUCUCAGUUAGAGUCUGGGAGGCCUCUCCCUUGGACCAGCCCAAAGCAUGAUAAUGUCUCCAGGGCCAGGGUCGGACCCCUUGGAGUGGGGAGUGGAUGAGCAGAAAUCCCCCUGCUCCCCAACAAUUCUCUUCCUGGCCCAUCCUGGAACUGCAAUAAGGAGAGAGAUGGGGGUUGGGGUGAGUCUGAUGAAGUUGCCGGGGCUGGGCCAGGCUGGGCUGGGCUGACCCCUCCCCAGAGAGGGGCGGGACCCCAGGAGGAGCAAGGGCUCUGGGCCGCUGGAGAGGAGCAGACACUGGAGAGGCGCUAUGGCGGGAACCAGCCUCGGAGCCCGCUUCUACCGGCAGAUCAAGAGACAUCCCGCGCUCAUCCCGAUGAUCGGCUUCAUCGGCUUGGGCAUGGGCAGCGCUGCGCUCUACUUGCUGCGACUCGCCCUGCGCAGCCCCGACGUCUGCUGGGACCGAAAGAACAACCCGGAGCCCUGGAACCGCCUGAGCCCCAACGACCAAUACAAGUUCCUUGCAGUUUCCACUGACUACAAGAAGCUGAAGAAAGACAGGCCAGACUUCUAAGCCAGGCUGCAGCGCCAGCCGACGGGAACCACCAGCAACCAGCCUCCUCACUCCUUCCACUCUCCACCCUCCACCCCGAGGCGCCCCGCUAGCCACCCCGUCCAGCUUCUGCUUACUCGGCCGGGUUCCCACGAGGAGGGGAGGCAGCCCCACCCCUCCCUCGCUCCCAGCAGCGGAAGCGCCUCUGACCCUCAGCCUCAGUCCCACGAGGGGGAGGUGCAGUCACAGGGCAGGGAGUAGCCUAACCCCAAAGGCCCAGCCAGCCCCUCUGCCCUGUUACCCUGGCUUCGGAGGGCGGGGUGCACGCUACGUGUCGAGCGUGGCCUACGUGAGAGACAAGACCAGCAGGGGCCUGAGUGCCAAAUGACGUGGCGGGCCCCACGUUAGCCCGGGCUACAGGCUCCCUGGCGCCAGCCUGGGGGCGGUGCUACUCUGGCUCGCUGGGCUCGCCCGGGCUCGGCGCUGACAGUCCAGCCAGCGUGGAGUGAGGCACCUGCGCUCAGGACAGGCGCGGCUUGCUCCUCCAGGGCCUGCACUGCUUCCCGCUUCCCGCACCAACGGGCACCCCCUCCCGCCUCACACCUGGGCCUCCCCAACCCCUCCCCGACUUCCCUCGGUCCCCAGGGAUCAAACAGAAGCAGCCGUGGGCAAAAUACAAUUUCAUUUAACAAAUUGAA
Molecule: messenger RNA, 1308 nt
Organism: Cervus elaphus (red deer)
Lineage: Eukaryota; Metazoa; Chordata; Mammalia; Artiodactyla; Cervidae
Gene: COXFA4L2
Product: NDUFA4 mitochondrial complex associated like 2
Exons: 4
Coding region: 368-631 (87 amino acids)
Source: RefSeq, a predicted model, not a curated record